Molecule: messenger RNA, 6720 nt
Organism: Astyanax mexicanus (Mexican tetra)
Lineage: Eukaryota; Metazoa; Chordata; Actinopteri; Characiformes; Acestrorhamphidae
Product: neurexophilin-2
Exons: 2
Coding region: 349-1227 (292 amino acids)
Molecular function (GO): signaling receptor binding
Source: RefSeq, a predicted model, not a curated record
UAGCUCGCGCGCUGCUGAUAACAUCAGUUUUCCACAAGUUCCCUCCGCUCGCGCUCCAACUUUUCUCCGCUCCUCCUCAGAGCAGCAGCAGCAGCAGCGCUAUGGAUGUGUAUGAGAGCCGCUCUCAGGACUGCAGCAGCUGAACCCUCUCCUCACACUGUAACUCUCACCCCGGUGCUGCACUAUUACUAUCACUACUGUUUCACGGGGGAAAAAAAGCACGCGCAUCCUCACACACCUGUCAGACAGCGCGUGCGGUGUUUUUUCUCCCCUGUUGGCUGAGCGUGCUCGGUGUAUGUCCACUCAACGGGACUAAUAUCCAGUGGGAGGUCGCUUUCGGAAGGUGCCAUGAGGCUGCUCUGGUGGAGCUUGCUGAUCCUGGACCAGUGGAUUCUGCGAAAGGUGCAUGGCCUGGGAAAACAGGUUAGCAAAUCUGUCGAUUACCCAGAGCUAGGAGCAACAGGGUCCAUCCUGAAGACCCUCCCAUAUGGUGUAGCCGGUGGAAGGGUGAUAGAGGCACCAGGAGGAGUCAAGCCAGACAUCCAUAAGCCCAGGAUACACUCCACUCUGGACCACAUGCCCACAAAGCCCAAACUCUCCACCUACGGCUCCCACAGUCCGUACGGCUGGGGCAAGAACCAGACGCAUCUCCUAGAUCAGACAGGUUACCACCCCAAGCGCAAGACUCCGCUCAAAACGGCCACCAAGACCAAGAAGAUCUUCGGCUGGGGAGACUUCUACUUCAACGUGCAGACCCUGAAGUUCAGACUGCUGGUGACGGGAAAGAUCGUAGACCACGUCAACGGAACUUUUACCGUCUUCUUCCGCCACAACUCAUCCAGCCUCGGAAACGUCUCCGUCAGCAUCGUGCCGCCGUCCAAAGUGGUAGAGUUUGAAGUUCUUCAGCAGCAGCAAAGCACCCUUCAUCAGCCAGAGAUCCAUUUCCACCAGCCUCAUCAGUCAACCAUCGACCCCAAGGACAUCAAAACCUUUAACUGUCGCGUGGAGUACGAGAAGACCGACCGCUCCAAGAAGUCCAAGCCCUGCCUGUACGACCCGUCUCAAAUUUGCUUCACCGAGCACACCCAGUCCCAUGCCGCCUGGCUCUGCUCAAAGCCUUUUAAAGUCAUCUGCAUCUUCAUCUCCUUCUUCAGCAUCGACUAUAAGCUGGUGCAGAAGGUCUGCCCAGACUACAAUUUUCAGAGCCAACAACCGUACUUUGGAUGAGUGGGGGCAAACUGAAGGAAGCAGGGGGUUGACCGACGAGUGGGAUGUUGUUGUGUGUCUUCUGUCUAUUCCACGUUCUCGAGAUUCUGUUAAAAGAAUGUGGAACACGCAAAAAAUGCUAAACCUGGUGGACACUUUACCAAGACGCUUGGAAGAGGUUUUUGUUCUGAGUUUUCUUUGUAUAUACUGUAAACAGAUCCAGCUCAGUUAAACUCUUAAUAUUUAUUUAUUGUUUUUCGUUGACUUUUGUCUGUCUGACUGUUAGAAAUAAUUUUGGAAGAAUGAUGGUGAACAUGGAAUUUUUAUAUUAUUCCUUUAUAUGACCCUGCACACUCUGGAGUGUCUUAGUAUGAGCGCCGUAUUGUAUGUGAAACUGAUCGUAGCACAGAUUAUAACAGCAUCAAAAAGCAGAACUGCAGCCAGCGCUGGCAGAUUGUUGAGGUCCAUACUAGGAGUGGGCGAUAUGAUCAAAAUAUAACAUCAUAUUAAGAAAUACAGCCUUGAAGUGAUAUUAAUAUACUGUUAUUUAAAGGAACAAGUUGCCAACAAAACCUAAUUAACUAGAUUUAUUGUGUACACACAGCUAAAACAUAUUUAAUAUCUGACGUAUGCUUAUUUGUUAGACUAACAUUGCUAACCAACACUGGACCUGGACUGUUAUCUUGGCAAAUAUUCAAACAAAAUUAUAUUUUAGUUGCAUAACAGUAUAUUAAAAAGUUGAUAAAACAAUAACUGUGGAUAGAUCUUAAUUAAACUCUAUUCUUAAUUAAACUAAUUUCUCCUAUGCUGUUUAUCCUUAAGCUGGACCACGAUGGGCAGAACAAUAGCAUAUUUUGUACUAAGGUAAAAGUGGUUGCGGUUACUCAAAAUAAUGACCAGAGUUAGUGCACAGAUUUCCUAAUUCAGAGUAGGGACUGACCCAAAGAGCCUGUGGUGAGGUAUGUGUCACAGACCAUUUAAAAUAUUUACAUUUACUGCAUUUAGCUGAUGCUCUUACCCAGAGUGACUUACAAGGUUAUUCCUAUUAUAGAGGGGGCCCAAUGUAAUGUUAGGAGUCUUGCCCAAGGACUCUUAUUGGUGUAGCACAGCAUACUGUCACCUAGACCUGGAAUUAAACCCAGUCUCCCACAUGAUAGCUCACUGGAAGGCGGUGGUGUUAUUCAUUGCACCACACCAAGUUCCUUACGGCACUUUGUCCUUUACUUUAACUCAUUAAGUGAGACUGUGUGUGAGUGUGUGAUCACAUAUAUUUAUAGAAUGUAGCAGUGUUGGGCUAGUGCUGGAGAUAAAAGUAGCUUCUUUUAAAAGUAUGUAUGUUUUGCCUCUACAGGUCUGUCCCAACUAUUUUAACAAUUCAAGCGCUUUCUUAACAUUCCAUAUAACUAGUUCUGACCUAAUAACAGCAUGAAUGAGCUGCUAAUACAAUUCUGCUUUUUCAAUUUUGAAUUUGAUAUCAAUAGUCAGAAACAGGUCCAGGCUUUUAUGGGUUAAGACUAAUCUAAUUAAGAAACCUAAUAAAGAGAGCUGGAUUUUAGCUCAGUAAUGAGAUUUCUCAAUUUGUGCAUGGAAACAAAUGUAUAAAGUGGAAAUAUGUGAGCAGUGUUUAGUGCAGAACCUGCGAGAUAGCAACAUAACACUAUCUUAGCGAUGUAAUCUUUAUCUUCUAGCAGAUGUUUGUUAUUUUGUGGCUUGAUGUGUUUAAAAAGGCUGCCACAUUAAAUUUUAUUGAGAUUAUUGGCUGGUUCCAAAGCAGAAAUCUCAUUAUUGCCUGACUCAUGCAAACUUUGAGUUUUCCUCUUAUCUAAUUACUGAAGUUAAGUAAACUCAAAAAUCGGAUUACUGACAAACUGCAAUGGUUAGCACUAAUUGGAUUAUAAACUGCAUGCAAAUGCUUUUUAUGGAUUUUUAAGUGAAGAUCUGGAGGCAUUAUGAGCUGGAUUAUAGACAUUGUUUAUGUUCACAUUUAAGAAGAGCAUCAAUCAAGUGGAGCUAAAGAGCAAAUAAAAUAUUAUUUAAUCAAAUAAAACUAUAAAAUGUAUGAAUAUAGAUGUUGUUUAGACUUGUAAGACCAAAUGGCAUGAAUAAAAGCAGAAUUAAAAGCUAAAAUAGUACAAGUAAAAUUUAAAAAAAUAAUACCAAUGAUAAGAAGAAGACCAUUCUAAAUAUACAAUACUAUAUAUUCUGGGCACAUAUGGAUUUUAGCCUCUCCAUUUAAUCCAUCAGUGCAAGUGGCCUGGUGCUCUAAACGCUGAGGAAAAUUUUAAGACAACCAUAAAAAUGUUAAAAUCAAAACUAUUAUGAAGCUAAAAUCUAAUACAAUUACUAGAAAAAAUAUAAAUAAAGAAUACAAAAUAAUGAAAGUAAUAAAAGCAAGAUGAGAUUGGUGACUGUCUAAAUCUACAGUUUGUUAGUAAUGUUAGCUUAACGUCUCUGGGCCAAGUCAUCAACUCUUCUGUUAUUCAGCAAAGCAUAUUGUGACACAUUUAUGAUUAAAAUGAUGAUAUAUCUACAUAUUGCCCACCCCUACUACAUACUGACACAUUUCACAUUUUGUGUAGUAUUGAAGCUCGCUGCACAACCAGCUCAUCAAAUUAUCAACCAGGCACCACUUCAGCUCUGCAGUCAUGUCAGUUUUAUCCAAAUGAAAUGUCUCACGGGUGUGCAGUCUUUCUUCCCACCCCUGAGUGGUUACUCAAGUAAUGAGAAGACGUUAUAGAAAAACUGUUAUAAUCUGCCGGGGCUUAAUGCAGCUCAUCUUAACAGGUGCUGUCAGAGUGUGUACUUUACUCAUCUUACCCUGUAGACACACACCCAGAAUCACAAACACACAAAUCCUCCUUUAGGGAAGUAUUCUGUCAUCAAAACCGUUGGCAAAUGCUCAGAACACUCUUAAAAAGAAAAUAAAGGUGCUACUGAAGGCUCUUUUUGCAGAGUCAUGGAAGAACCUCUUUUGGUUUCAUAAAGAACCUCUUUGUAAAGGAGAUGCAUGUGUGAAGAACCUUUGCAUUAACUUAUUUAAACCAUUAAAAGGUUCUUUACACUCGUAACUUAAAACUAAGGCCAUAAGAUAAAUUGUAUUUACUUUAAUGUGGUGAGAGUUAAUGCAUUAAUGUAUCCAACUUAUCUGGACACUUUACUCCUUUCAGACACUGCAUCCAUUACAAUAGACGUCAUGUAUUUUCUUUAUUUUUAAAUGGUUUGCUGCACAUAACACUAUUUGAGAGCUGUUGUUUAUCAAAAUAGAUCAUGAAUCAGCCUAAGAAGUAUAUAAACCAAUAAAACAGUAGCUUGGCCCCGCCCACUGGAAAAACAGAAGUACUAGAGCCAUUGAGGGAAAGUAGCAGCUAAUAUUUCUAAUUUUAAUGUGAUUUAGAACACUUUGGAAAGAAACUAUUAAAUAUUUUAGUUAAUUGGAUUUAUUUGCUAUAUAUAUUUUUAAAGUAGAAUAUUAAAGUCUUAUUUUCUGUGCAGACAAAAAACAGCAUUCUUACAUUUUCUUUCUAUCACUAGAGAUAAUUCAAGUCUGAAAGGGUUAAUACGUAUAUAUUUUUAAAUACAUUAAUUACAUUACAUCUUCCUCACAAAAUUCAUUGUUUUAACAGAACCUCUGAAAAGUUAGCAGUUUUAUUUAGCAACAUAAACACAGUGUUCUACUGUCAUGCUCAGAAGAUAGAUUAUGCGUUAUAUAUUCUGAAAUAUGGAUUAAAUCUCAAAAGUAACUAUUUCUACCCCUAAUUUCCCUCUCUCUCUCUCUCUCUCUUCCUCUCUCUCUUUCUGACAGACACACACACAUAGCUGCUGAUCCUGUUAAUUCAGUAUGUUUUCUUUUCUAUCUGACUAAACCUACCUGUUUAUUUGAUAUCUCUUAUGUCUGUUUGGCUCUGAGUGGUCCAGCGGUUUAAGGCACUUCCACAUGCUUUAUGCCUUCAGCAGCUGGAGUCUGAGAGAACACAAUUGGCAAUGCUCUCUCUGGGUGGGUAGAUGGCGCUUUCUCCUCUCAUCAUUCCUAGUGAGAUGUUAGCUGUUCCCAGGCCUCUGUUAGCUUCUAUAUCUAAGCUGGUUCGCUGCGCUUCCCUAUAAGUGCACUCGCUAUACAGUGAUGCUGCAGUCAGUUUGAAAAGGGAUGGUGGCUGGCUUCACAUGUAUCAGAGGAGGCAUGUGCUGGUCUUCACCCUCCUAGUGUUAAGCGCAUUAAUAGUGAUAGGGGGAUACCUUGAGAGUGGUCUGGGUAUUGGCCUUCUAAAUUGGGGAAAAAUAAUAAUAAUUUUAAAAACAUAAAAACUGCCCUCUAUAAUUUUGUUUGCAAUAGUUCUUUAUGAAACUAAAAUGGUUCUUCUAGGGCCAUCAAAUCUGUACUUUAAAUCCAGUAAUCAUUCUUGAAUUUUGAAACCUGGAAAUUAAAGAGGUAAAGUCAUCUUUGUAGUAUCUUCAUUUUAAAUGUGUAUAGCAGAUCACCACUGUCAUUUAAAAACCUCUGGAUUAAAUCUUCAAAAUGCUAACUUUACAGAAGAAAAAAAACCUUCUUAACUUUUAAUGGAAGAAUUUUUAUUAUAUCAUUAUAUCUAAACUACAAAAUGAAAUUCUAUCAAAAAUCAUUAAAUGCUGAAUACAGAGAUAGUAUUUGUUUUGCACAAUAGUAAAAACAUACACUCAGAACAUAUGACGAUAUGAGUUUUCAGGUAUAUCCAUUAUCUUUAGCUACUUAUAAACUCCUCCCAACAGAACAGGAGUUGUGGCCCAGAUGUUACUCUGUUUUAGAGAGAUUAUGCGAUAUUUAUGGUUGUUAUUUAUGGAGGGCAUUCUCUAUUCUAUGUGUUUUCCUAGACAAUGCUGUGAAGAAUUACAGGUUUAGUGUUUUACAAACUCUUGUUUGUUAUUUUGGAUCCUCCUCCUGUUAUUCUAAAUUGUAGAGCAUGCUCUUGGAUUACAGCCCUUGGUUUACAACAGUAUUACCUUAGAUGUUUCUGAAGGUUGCAUCCAAGUGACGAAGUGGCAUUAGGAUAAAUCGGGGGGUGAAUAAAGCUGCUAAACUAUGUAUUUGGAUUUGUAUAUGCAUAUGCCAUAUACCUAGUAGGUAACCAGUGAAAAGUAAUGUAUGUAAAGAAAGAAAUUAACUCUAUGAUUACCUCUAUAUAUAUAAUGUAAUGAAGGAACCAGAUCAAUUUAGCUUAAGUAUUAAAAGUAAUUAUCACAUAUGUAUGCUGGCCUAAAGAUGCAAAACUAAAUGGAUGUUGAUGAGUUGCUGACGCUGGACUCAAGACACGGUCACGUCUCAUCUACGUAUUUAUUUUAUUCUCUUUUGUUUGCGCGGUAAAGCACCAAAAAUCAAAUUUUGUUCAUUUCUGGACAACCGAUCAGUCUGUGAAACUAAGAGGCUAUCUGGAUCAGGACUGAAAUUGCAGGUCUGUGAAUAAAGUAUUGCUUGAUAAUGUGUAUAUUUGACAUUGGAAAAAUUAUUGUGUGUAAAUAAUGUAUCUGAAAUAAAUUAUUAAA